Echinostoma caproni is the source of this 228-nucleotide messenger RNA. Lineage: Eukaryota; Metazoa; Platyhelminthes; Trematoda; Plagiorchiida; Echinostomatidae. The record is from the annotation of a GenBank genome assembly.
AUGGAUCCACAAACCGAAAAAGAAGUCUCUGCGCGCCAUGUAUUAGCUGCAACUCAACAAGAAUAUGGAAAACCAGUCGAUCAAUUUCUGCAGAAACUGCACAGCUUCGCUGGUGACUGUAACUUCUUGUCCGUUUCUGUCGAAAAGCGUCGUGACGAUGCUAUCCGCAAUGCUUUCAUCACAGGACUAAUGUCCAAUAACAUUUUCCAACGACUCAUGGAGAAAUAA